CUUGUGUAGUUUUCAGGACGUAUUACACAGAUUGUGUGACGUAAUACGCAUGUUUCUGCUCUGUCAGUGUGUCGAUUGUUGUUUUUAGAAGCAUUCAGUGAACUGAACAGGUACACGAUGCUGCGUCUGCGCUGCAAGGCCAAGAACGGGACCCAUCUGAUGCAGGGCCUUACACACCAAUCAUGUGUUCAGGAGCUUAAAGAUAAGAUUGAGGAGCUAACUGGAAUACCAUGUGAUGUACAGAAGAUCAUGGUAGGCUACCCUCCGUCCAGCCUGGAUCUACGCAAUGGAGAAGCCAACCUCAAAGAUUACCCCAUCACAUCAGGAGACACGCUGAUUGUAGAGGAGGAGAAGAACAAACCCAAACCCCAGUCACAAACCACUGUUACCAAAAGGCCUAGUCUUGACCUGUCCCCAAUUCUAGAGCGGCACGUCGUCCCUGCCGACAACUCUUGUCUGUUUACCAGUGUGAACUACAUUAUGGAAGGAGGUGUUUACGACCCUGGGUGUGCACCUGAAAUGCGUGCGCUCAUCGCAGAGAUUGUAGCUAGUAACCCCACCGCGUACUCAGAGGCAGUAUUGGGCAAGACUAAUGAGGACUAUUGCUCCUGGAUCCGUCGCGAUGACACGUGGGGAGGCGCUAUUGAGGUUUCAAUCCUCUCAAAGUUCUACCAGUGUGAGAUCUGCAUCGUUGACACUCAGACUGUGCGUGUCGACCGCUUCGGCGAGGAUGCAGGUUACACUAAACGAGUGCUGCUAAUUUAUGAUGGGAUUCAUUAUGACCCACUCCAGAAGGUGGUGCCCAAUUCAGAUAUUCCCGCACAGACUGUUUUCUCCACCACUGAUGAUAUAAUUUUGGCCCAAGCGCUGGAGCUUGCUGAUGAGGCGCGGAGGAAACGUCAGUACACAGACGUUAACCGCUUCACGCUGCGCUGCAUGGUGUGCCAGACUGGCCUCGUGGGGCAGAAGGAAGCAAGGGAACAUGCCAAGGAGACCGGCCACACCAACUUCGGGGAGGUGUGACGCUCUUCGCUCUGUUUUUGAAAUCACCCCCACCUUUGCCGCAUCACUGCCACACCACCUGACAUGGUACCUGCUCUUUCUCUGCUGCCUGUUCCAGCUUGGUACAGUCCUCUACCUCACAUUGUCUAGCGGCUUCGGAAGACUCUCACGUGUCGAGUUCCCCCAAUAAUUCAGUAUUCUUUUAACUUUGGUUUACUCUUGAGGUUGAAGUAUUAAAUAUGCUCGUGUUUUUGAAUCUAUUGCCAGAUAUGAUGACAAAGCCGUAUCUUCAAAUCAAAUUUUAAAGGGAUUCUCCACUGACUACCUUAUACACAAUACUAGUAUUAGGGAGAAUUUCGCAAAACACAUCCAGGUCAUAUUUCAUUGCAGAAUCAAAGAAGGGAAAAAAAAGAAAGACUGUGUAUGAAAUCACAAUUCAAAAAAUAAUUUUAAUCACGAUUCAAGAAAAUUAAUUUAACUGUUAAUUAUUAACAGGCAUCCUAAGCUAUAUGUGUGUUUAUAGUUAUUGAUGCCUAUUUUCACAAUUCUCACCAUAAUUCUCAUUUAAUAUUAGUAAUACAGUACGAUAUUAUAAAAGUAUUCAUACAUAGUAGCAUUAAAGUUAGGCUGCUUUUAUAUUUUAUAGCAGUCAUUUAAUUGGAAAAUAAGUAACUGUAUUACAUCUAAUAAUUUAAUGAAAAUGUCAUGAAAAUGAUGUUAAAAAUAUCUUUAUUCUUUUUUUUCACUGUUAAAAGUGACCUCACCCAUGACCUCAUGUAAACACUUUUCUGUCGUCUGCAGCUCAAAGAUGUGUGAGGAACAGCUGUUUAACAGUGCUUGCUAAACUCUUGGUAGUAUCUAACAAAUAAUGAAACUUUAAACAAGUGAUCGCAUAAGGCAUAAUUGUUAAUUUUUAACAUUAAUCAAGUAUGUUAAUCUUUUCACACACAAAGUGCUUCUGUGGCCAGAGUAGAAUUGAAAAAACGGUGGAGCACAGCUAAAAACAUGCCUUCCAUGAUAUCUAAUUUACUCAUGGCAUUACGGUAUUUAUUAUAUUAUCUGUCUUUUUAAGGUCAUACGCACAGCUUCUGAACAAUCGAUGGCAUUAGAUGAAGUCUUAAGUUCACUGGCUCCAUUGUACCUGUUACUUGAAAUGGUCACAUAGAUCAAGUGUCGACUCUGAAUACUCGAUGCGGUAUUUACACAUUUUCAGUAAGCUAGUUAGCAAGUAAGCAUGGAUUUUAAGCUGAAGUGGACAACAAUGGUGCUGAUAGUAGAAUCUCACUGAACUACUUUGUGAAUCUGUAGAUUUUGUUUUUCUUUUAAGGACAUUUGUCUAAUUUCUGCAAAUGACCACACGAGAUUGUUUUAUGCAAAACGUGUUUAUUCUCUCUCAAGUGACUAUGACAUAUUGUUAGGAAGAGUGAUUGUAGUGAUUUUCGUUUUACAUUUUAAGUGAUGAAAUGUUUCAUAUUGAACUUUUUCCUGCUUACAGGGCCGAUAUUAGAGAUUUAGUGUAGCAAAUUAUCAUAGCAUUAGAGUGUGGAUGAACUUUAGAGAGAAAACAUCUUGUCUGAUGAUAAUGAUGAUGAUGUACAUUCCCAGUAUUUUUCAGUCAGGUACUAUCCACACUGUUGUUUACUUGUUUGCAGACUUUAUUUUGAAGAAAUGGUGCCAUUGUUAGGCUAAAGGACUUUUUUUUAUUUUGCAGUGAUUUUUCUAAAUUUCUGUGAUCAGUGUUACACUAAGGGGCCGUUUACACGACAAUGUUUUCAGCCAAUAACGGGAAACUUUGUAUGCGUUUUGAGUCUGUUUGUUCACACGAUAAUGGCACUUUGGGGACUUAAAACACAUGUUUUUGAAAACAGGUUUCAAGGUGCAGGUAUUUGAAAACGCCACCAUUAUCGUUUACGUGUAAAAACCCUUUUAUCUUUGAAAACGGUGACGUCAUCCGCGUGCAUAGUACGUGUUAGGUAUGUAGACAUGCGCAGUACGUGUUAAUUUUAAAGGCAAGUGCGAACAAACAUACUCAACAAUGGCGGAGUACAUGGUACUGCUGUUGCUGCUUAAGAGUUUGCUAACGCUUCUUCAGCAAAGUGUGAAUUUACUUCACCAAUAUUACAACCAACAGCGGAGACGCAUCAUAUACAACAUAUAAUCUUCACUUCCCUACAGGUACUGUUUACUAACAAGGUGACAGCGCCAACUACUGACCUGGUAUACGUAAUACAGUAUUUUUGGCCAUUUUUGCAGAAUUGUCUUAACGCGAAUCAUUUUGAAAAUGUUGUGUAUACUUGAAAAUGUUGUGUAUACGUGAAACCUUUUAAAAACGCAAGGGAAAAACUUUUACGUUUUUGACAUCAUCGUUGUCAUGUAAACGUAGCCUAAGGUAACUUUGAGUGAGAAACUGCAUGUACAUCACUCAUUGCUACAAAAUCACUGGUUUUACUGGGUAAUGAUUAAUAAACUUGAAUUGAUAUAAAUA
Messenger RNA from Cyprinus carpio (common carp), 3487 nucleotides. RefSeq names its product ubiquitin thioesterase OTU1. Gene Ontology annotation, cellular component: nucleus; cytosol. NCBI's taxonomy places the organism in Eukaryota, Metazoa, Chordata, Actinopteri, Cypriniformes, Cyprinidae. The record is from RefSeq and is a predicted model, not a curated record. Gene Ontology annotation, biological process: protein deubiquitination; endoplasmic reticulum unfolded protein response. Gene Ontology annotation, molecular function: protein binding; cysteine-type deubiquitinase activity.